GAGGCCGAGCAGCGGAAGUGUUGUCGGUGUGUGUUGUCAGAGAGAGAAAGAGAGCCGCAUGUGUUUAGUCCUCUGUGUCUGUCUGCGGGGAUGGAUGCGUUAUAAGAACAAGGACUAGCAGACACUUCACUCACGGGAAAGAUGACUGCCCAGGAGUUGCGUUUGUGUGGUCUCCUGCUGCGGGAGCACUUUGGAGAAGUGGUGGCAAAAGUGGGAACACACCUGCUCAGAAGUGGAGCACAGAAUUUAAGAACCAUUAUUCAUGAGACAGGCAUCUCAUUGGACCUGGUUAAGAAGUCCCUGUGUGUGCUCGUCCAGCAUGGGGCCUGUGUGUUCAGCUCAGGUUGUAAAGGACCCGGGAGCCCCACAGAGUAUCGGACCAGCUGUGAUCGGAUUCUGAGGAUCCUGCGAUACCCACGCUACAUCUACACCGCCAAAACCCUGUACGGUGACACCGGAGAGCUAAUCAUAGAGGAGUUACUACAGAGAGGUGACAUGACCAUGAGCAGCACGGUUAAAACAGUCGCCGACCGCCUCACGCAGAACAUGGAGGAGGGCCGCAGCAUGGAAUACAAUGAAGUCUCCUCUACCUUCUCCAAUUUGGUGGAGACCCAUUUUCUUCAGCGCUGCCCUCCAAUGGGGGGAAAAAAUGACAGUGCUACUCCAGCUGCUCCAGCAACCCCCACCCCUGGUGCCAGUGCUGCUCCUGUUAGCACCGACCUGCCCACACCAGAGAGCUUCCCUGACUGUUAUAAGGUGCCUCAUGUGACACUCAUAGGGCGAGGCAAACGACAGCUCUCCAGUGAGGAUGGAGAGGACCAAAGGAACGCAAAGAAGGCUAAAAUGGAUACAGAGACACAUGGCGAUGAGGGGAUUUACUGGCAGGUGAAUUUUGAGAGGUUCCAUCUUCACUUCAGAGACCAGGCUAUCAUCAGUGCUGUAGCCAACAAACUGGACCAGACUAGCAGUGAGAUAGUGAGGACGAUGCUGAGGAUGAGUGAGGUGACGACGUCGCCCACAGCCACCUGCACAAAGCCCCUCUCAGCCAAUGAGAUCUUCAGAUCGCUCCCAAGUAGUUACAACAUCCCCAGACCCAUCUUAGACCAGUACCUCACGCUACUGGUUGAUGACCCGAUGGAGUUUGUGGGGAAGGCUGGUGAAAGUGGAGGAGGGAUGUAUGUCGUCAAUCUGCACAGAGCGCUGGCCAAUCUGGCUCGGGCCACACUCGAGUCUGUAGUACAGGAGAGAUUUGGAUCCCGAUCAGCACGCAUCUUCCGUCUUUUGCUGAGGAAACGUCACCUGGAGCAGAAGCAGGUGGAGGAUUUUGCCAUGGUUCCUGCAAAAGAGGCUAAAGACAUGCUCUACACGCUGCUUUCAGAGAACCUGGUCCAGCUACAGGAAAUCCCAAAGACUCCAGACUACGCUCCCUCUCGUACCUUCUAUCUUUACACCGUCAACCAACUCCCAACUGCUAGGAUGCUGCUUCAGAACUGCUACAAGACUGUAGCCAACCUCAUAGAGCGGCGCCUGUUUGAGACCAAGGAGAGCAAGCGUCUACUGGAGAAAUCCCAGCGAAUCGAGGCCAUUCUGGCAUCUCUGCAGGCCAGCGGGGCCGAGCCUGAGCAGCUGACAGAGGUCGAGGAGAUGAUCACUGCUCCUGAAAAGCAACAGCUGGAGGCCUUACGACUUCAUAUCAACAAGUUAGAUUCAGCAGAGAACCAGGUAGAUGAAACCAUCUUCCUACUAGAAUCAUACGUCAAAUCCACCACCACAGGCUGAGAACCAGGUGCACAAGCAACUAACACAUAGUACAUUUGCCGUUUUGCGUAUGAAUGCUGUUUUAUAGUUUAUAUGACUGGAUUGUUUCAGUUUGGAGUGAUUAUAAUAUCUGAGUAGAUUGUUUUGUUUUUAAUCACACGUGUCGGCAAAUCAAUAAACUGAGCACAAGAAUUCAUUUUUUCAACAGUUUUAAUUUCAUUAAAGACCAAACACAAAACUGUAAGACAAACAUAAGACAAAGUGAUUGUUUGUAUGAAAUGUGAAACCAUGAAGAAGUCUGUAUAUUAAAUAGAAGAAUUGUGGUUUAAU
Messenger RNA from Larimichthys crocea (large yellow croaker), 2088 nucleotides. It is a transcript of the gene polr3c, whose product is annotated as polymerase (RNA) III (DNA directed) polypeptide C. NCBI's taxonomy places the organism in Eukaryota, Metazoa, Chordata, Actinopteri, Sciaenidae. The transcript is spliced from 13 exons. Gene Ontology annotation, biological process: DNA-templated transcription. The record is from RefSeq and is a predicted model, not a curated record. Bases 142 to 1779 code for a protein of 545 amino acids. Gene Ontology annotation, molecular function: single-stranded DNA binding. Gene Ontology annotation, cellular component: RNA polymerase III complex.